Messenger RNA from Astrephomene gubernaculifera, 2800 nucleotides. Lineage: Eukaryota; Viridiplantae; Chlorophyta; Chlorophyceae; Chlamydomonadales; Astrephomenaceae. The record is from the annotation of a GenBank genome assembly.
CGAAUGAGCUAGCACCGCGGCGUCUUCCCCCAGUUCAGCCUGGCGAUGUGUCGACGAUGUAUUCAAUGCGACCCGCCGGGAGGCCAACUGGCACGCUGCCUCGCGGGGCAGGAGUGUUCCCAUUGCAGACCGGCUGGAGUGUAGCAAUGCCCGGCAACGGCAGGGGCGCCCCGCGUCACACGCCCCAAAGUGCCUCCGGCGCCGCCCAAACAUCAGCCUCUGCAGCAGCUAUGCCUGCCGCCGGUGCUCCGUCCUCUAGAACCGCCACACCGCGUGCGAACUGCUCCCGCCCCGCUUCCACUGCUCCCCCAUCUCCUCUGCGCUCGGCACGCAUCUCGGCAGCUACCGCUGAUGCGAGAGCUGCUGCGAUCUCAACCCCCGGCACGACCUCAACCUCGGGAGCACCAGCAGCAGCAGCAUCAGGGCCGGCAACUCCCUCAUCCACAUGCAGCAGGGCGGCGGCGGCAGCAGCGGGAGGGGGAGGGGGAGCAGCAGCGGCAGCAGCACCAGGCGCCCCCAAGCCGGCUGCUGCCGCUCCAGGCACCACGGUGGCAGCCGUCCGGAACUCGUACACCACCACGCUGCAGGCCAGUGCGGGGCUCUCACCGCGGACGUACAUCACGGAAACCAACAUCCACUACAAACCGCCCCCCGCCGGAUUCCGAAGAGCGAAAAGCGCAACGCUGCCGCCCUCCGAAAUGCCCAAGCCAACGUACCCCAAUGACUGGUCUACCUCCAAGCAAGCCGACUUCCGACCCGACCGGCUGCUACAUCCGCCCACCUCGGCACCGGCGGGGCAGCCCACCCGACCCGCGGGUCAGCGCGACAGCGGCCGGCUGCUGCCCGACGAUGUCCCACCGGCAUCGCAGUUCGUAACAUUGCACAGAAGCCAGUUUGUGGGCGGGCGGCACGCGGAGGCAGCUGCCAUCCCAGCUUCGGGCGGCCGGGGCACCAUGGCCGCUGGAUACAACAUCAUAACGGGGGCGGGUCCGUACGGCAACAACGCGUUUGAGCACUGGGACGGGCGGGACUACCGGCGGCACCGGUAGAGCUGUAGGAGGGGGGGGCUUGGCUGCUCGUUAGGUGCCGUAGAGGGAAGGAGCUUGCGAUGCUUGGGGUUUGGGUCGUGUGGGUAAGAGGUUCGCGUUAGGAAAGGCUAGCGGCUGCGUGGCAGGAUGGCGUGUAGGCAAGUACACGCGAUGAGAGGUCGUUUCGGUAGUGAUGAUGUGGUGAGAAAGGGCAAGUGUAGCAGUAGCAGGGGCGAUGGCGGUUAUGGCGGUUGCCCAAAAAUAGAUGGGCGUACGAGAGGUUUGGCUUUUCCUUGCUUCCGUACUUUGUGUGUUGUGGCAUGUGAAGAGAAGGCAGAGCGGGGUAUUCAGGUGCGCUGAGAGCCCCGAUGAGGAUUGCAGGACCGGGCGGGACGCGGGUGAAACUGAUGUGUUGUUACCCUACUGAGUCGCAGUUGUCCAAGUAAGGCAACAACCACAGUGGAGGACGUGGGGAAGGGUGAUGUCGCAGAUACGUUGCAGUGCACCCUAGCAGUGCUUCACUAGCACCUGAACUGCUGGGAGGGUUGGAAGGGACGGUUGGGGGCGGCGGCACUGGUUGUGACCUGCGGCGGUCUUCAUGUGUCGAUUCAUAUGAGCAGCCGCGAACUGACACGCACAUGUCGAGGUGUGUGUUGAUCAAAACCCAUUCAGCCAUUCAUCAUGUCUACACGCGCGCAUGUGUGAAGGCGCGGUGGUGGCAAAGCAGCGCCACCUGCACCACUGUUCGCAUGAAAGCGGGUGUGCAGUUGGCCAGGGGUGUCACCUGGAACCCUGUUGGUGCCAUGUUGUAACUCGCCAUGACAGGCGCGGGGCUGCUCGGGGAGCAUGUUGUGAGCCCAUGAGGGCCUCGUGCGGCACGGCGUAUCGUGAGUGUUGCGGGGCGCCUCUGAGGCUCGUGAGUGCUGGGGUACGGAUGGCGGAGGAUUGGUAGGCAUUUAGAAGCGUACGGUGAAUGGGGCGCACCGGUCUGUGAUGUAGGAUAGUUGGGCCGUUCUGGGGGCGCGCAGGGGGCCCUGCUGUGUGUUGUGUGUUGUGUGGGGGGUCGGUGAGAGGCUGUAGAAGGAUGGGGUGUGUAGGGGCAUUGGUGGGUUUUUUAAGCAUAGGCAAGGACUGUAGCGCAUUCACCUUGCGUCUGCGUCCCGCAUUCCGGAAGCACUCGUUUGGGGGGUAGUUGAAUCCUCAUGUGUGGCGCGUGGGCUUUCCCCUUCAUUUCCCUUCGUUUCUAGGAGAUUACUUGAUACUUUCAGGGAAAGGUGCAUUGGCUAGAGCUGUUGCACACCGGUAGCUACCCGGUGAACCCCCAUGUUGACUUUCGCAUGCAUGGAGGUUAGAGUUGUCUUGCGGCUUUCCUCAACGCGGGUCGUGCUGUUGGGGAGUAGAACACCUUGGCUGCACCUGUUGGGGUAAGACUCUUUCUCAAACAGGCGCAUGUGAAGCAUGACAGAGAGGAAUAGUGCUUUCAAUUGACACGUGUAGGCUGAAGUAGGACUGUAGAAGCGAUAGUCGUUUAGAGGUACUGCGCAGAUGUAGAAUCGGAGCAUGGGCAGUCAUUAUCGUCCGUAUGGCUAGUUUAGAGAUGAAUGCUGUUGUUGGGGAUGCACUUUAUAACAGCGGUGUACCUCCCGAUGCCGUUUGCCUGAGAACCCGCUGUUGGUUACAAGCAUGCCUGCGCGGCAUUUGCCAACGCCGCCCACAACGCCAAUGCCUAAUCCUCCCAUGCCUUCAUUAAUCCGGUAAUCCGGUAUACCGUG